Messenger RNA from Tyto alba (common barn owl), 4858 nucleotides. It is a transcript of the gene CRBN, whose product is annotated as cereblon. Gene Ontology annotation, cellular component: Cul4A-RING E3 ubiquitin ligase complex. Lineage: Eukaryota; Metazoa; Chordata; Aves; Strigiformes; Tytonidae. The transcript is spliced from 11 exons. Gene Ontology annotation, biological process: protein ubiquitination. The record is from RefSeq and is a predicted model, not a curated record. Bases 89 to 1429 code for a protein of 446 amino acids.
CCCUCCGCGGCGGCGGCGGCUCCUCCUCCUCCCGCCUCUUCCCCCGCCGCGCCGGCGGCUUCCCAGGCUCCUCUCCGGGUAAACAGCGAUGGCCGCCGAGGAAGGAGGCGGCGAGCCCCAGAACAACAUGGGGAACCACCUCCAGCUGGUGCCCGCAGAGAGCGAGGAAGAGGAUGACAAUGAAAUGGAUGUUGAAGAUCAAGAUAGUAAAGAAGCUGAAAAGCCAAACAUCAUUAAUUUUGAUACCAGUUUGCCAACAUCACAUGUGUAUUUAGGUUCUGAUAUGGAAGAGUUUCAUGGAAGAACGGUGCAUGAUGAUGACAGCUGUCAGGUGAUUCCAGUGUUGCCCCACGUGAUGGUGAUGUUGAUUCCUGGACAGACGUUACCACUUCAGCUUUUUCACCCUCAAGAGGUUAGCAUGGUGCGGAAUUUAAUUCAGAAAGACAGAACGUUUGCUGUUCUUGCAUACAGUAACGUACGUGAAAGGGAAGCACAUUUUGGAACAACAGCAGAAAUAUAUGCCUACAGAGAAGAGCAGGAAUAUGGAAUUGAAACAGUCAAAGUGAAAGCAAUAGGAAGACAGAGGUUCAAGGUGCUUGAAAUAAGAACACAGUCAGAUGGAAUCCAGCAGGCUAAAGUACAAAUCCUCCCUGAGCGAGUGCUGCCUUCAACAAUGUCAGCAGUACAGCUGCAGUCUCUCAGCCGAUGCCAUAUAUUUCCUUCCUCCAAACCUACAGCAUGGCAGGACCAAGCUAUACAUCAGUGGUGGCAGAAGUAUCAAAAGAGGAAGUUCCACUGUGCAAGUUUGACAUCUUGGCCUCCCUGGCUCUACUCACUAUAUGAUGCUGAAACCUUGAUGGAAAGAGUCAAGAGGCAGCUACAUGAAUGGGAUGAAAAUCUUAAAGAUGAAUCUCUUCCAACAAACCCAAUAGAUUUUUCUUACAGAGUUGCUGCUUGCCUGCCAAUUGAUGAUGCAUUACGCAUACAGUUGCUUAAAAUAGGCAGUGCUGUCCAGCGACUCCGGUGUGAAUUAGAUAUUAUGAACAAAUGUACAUCUCUCUGUUGUAAGCAAUGCCAAGAUACAGAAAUAACUACCAAGAAUGAAAUAUUCAGUUUAUCCUUAUGUGGGCCCAUGGCAGCGUAUGUGAAUCCUCAUGGGUACAUCCAUGAAACCCUUACUGUAUAUAAAGCCUGCAACUUGAAUCUCAGUGGACGACCAUCAACAGAGCACAGCUGGUUUCCUGGGUAUGCCUGGACUAUAGCCCAGUGCAGAAUCUGUGGGAACCACAUGGGAUGGAAGUUCACAGCUACCAAAAAGGAUAUGUCACCUCAGAAAUUCUGGGGACUGACACGAUCUGCUCUCCUGCCACGGAUUCCAGAAACAGAGGACGACUCGGGCCAGGAUAGAUCACCGCUGCUCUGCCUGUAGCCUGGUAACCUGCUUUGGAGAUGAACAGGCCGUGGUCUGUCUCCUAAACGCGUCUGCUCGAUUCCGCUUCCGAUGCUUACUUAAACUUUAAAAAAAAAAAAAAAAAAAAAAAAAAUAAACCCCAAGAACCCACACCCACACGCAAAACCCAACCGAACAAGCAGGCUCGCUACCUUUGGGCUUGGUGUGCACCCGCCUUGCUGUUGUUUCAGGCACACGGAGAACUGAAGGCCGAAUCUUUAAAAUGACGGCUGAGGAGAGGAGGUGGCGUGAGACACCGAGGACUCGACCUGAUCCAUCCGGACAGACUUGAGACUGAACUUUCUCCUUCCUUGCAUAACUUCAGAAAAUGUUUACUGCUAUCAACUUGCAGUGAAAGAAGGUGGGGGGAAACGAAAAUGACAAAUAAACAGAGUAUAAUUUAUGCAAUAUACGUAUGAUGGUAGAGACCAGCCACUUGCUGCAGAGUAUUUUCCAUAAUAUACUUAAAAGGUUUUUUGCUGAGAAUCCCUGUUUCUAACUAUGUGGAAAACUUCGAAUUGGAUGCUCGUGCUGUUUCUUAGAUAUUUGCUAAAUAACCGGUGAAGAGAGGACAAGACUAAGGUAUCUCCUCUGGCUGACACUGUGUUGGUAAUGUCAGCGGCAGCGCUGUAACUGACAAAAUUAAGUGUUCCCGCUGCCUGUGGGUAGGACAGAUGCAUUGCAGGAUGCCCUUUGAAGGAACCCAUGGGAAGUACUUGGUCCUUACAAGUUAUCUGAUCUAUUUGACUUUAGAAGUGUUAAAAUUGAAACUAUUUGUACAAAACAUACAGGUCAGUCCCAGAACAUAAACUACAUUGUCAUUUACUGUUAAAUGUGCUUACGUUUAUUUUUCAGAAUUGCUUCUGUGAAGAUCAGUUUACCAGCAUACACGUCCAGGGUUCUGUGAAGUACUCUCUAAAAUACAUAACUAUGGUGAUUUUUCAGUAGUAUUUAUUUUGACAAGGGGGGAGGCAAUGUCUCUUUUUUUUUUUUUUUCCUUGUACACUUUCUUAUUAUAAUGUGAAAUUUCCCAUUAGCCUCCUUACCUUACAAAGAGCAAAAGUUUCUAAAUAAAACAGAACCAAAAAGCAGCACGCUUUUUUUUUUUUGUUUUCUUUUUUUUUGUCUGAAGUGCUGUCUGUACUACAGAAAUUGAGUGCCAAUCUGGGGCAGCUUUUGCCACUGAUUUAUUGUGGUGGUUUUUGUUUGGUUUUUCUGUUUUUUGUUUUGGUUUUGUUUUUUUUUUUUUUUUUUCCCCUCAGAAUGCACUUUGGUGAUGGAAACUGACAAUUCCCUCAGUGUGCUCGUGUACCUACACACUUGUUUUUUUUUGUUUUGAAGCUGGAUCAUUCGCUCUUUAUUUCUUCACAGUAAAUCUUUGAGAACUUGUGUUGUCAAAUAUAACGAGACAAAGCUGCUUAAGGUGUAAGACAUCAGCUGCUGCCCGCUGGCUCUCAGUCCAGGGCCCGGGCAGGCGACUCCGCGACAGCCCAGGUCAGAGCUCUCCAAGACCAGCAGCCGGUUGGAACGGUGCCACAGUACCCGCUGCACCCCAAUGGGAGAAAAUGCUGAAAGGCUGGUUAGGGUAGCUUAUCACGCUAGGUGUGUAGAAACUAAUUAUUGUGUAACUCAGGUUUAGUUCUUCGAAGCCUUCUACCUCGGUGCUUCUGUUAUAAGUUCUCUCUGUAGGCAUCCCGAACGCCGCACUUAAUUUUGUGCGCAGUGCCCUGGCUUGCCAGUGAACUGUGAAAAGCAAUACUUCUUUGAGUAUAAUUCCGAGCGAACAGAGGGUGAACGAUGGCUCAUUUCCUUCAAGAACACAUUCUGUCUUUUGAUCAUGUUGCCAUAAUAAGCUUUCGAAAGGCUGAAAUGCUGAACGCUGGUGUGGGGGUGAGACUGUGAAACCCCUGUACUUGGCUUUCCCCUCCCGCCCUGCGGGUGCACUCACAGACAUGCCCACGACCCACACGCGCGUGCACACGCACACGGCUUAGCUGUAGGCUUGGUUUAAUUUUUCCCUCAAAGGUACCUGGUAUCUCUUGUUCCCGUAACCCUCAGCAGGGCUUGGUGGUGGCAAGAAGUUUGAGGGUGCUCUGAAGUGCCUUCUGCUGCCGUUCCGCUCAAGUAUUCACCGAGGGUAGUGGUGAGUGAGGUUUUGAAAAUGUUUGUUUUCUCAGCUGUCACUGAGCUUCAUGAAGUCUUUUGAGUUUUUGGCCGUGUCGUUUGGCUUGCCUCGGCUAAAAAGGGCAUUAUGUUGGCAAUGUUGGGAUACGAAAUAGGCCUUUUUUUGGCAUUGUGUAUAUAUAGUCAAAUGUAAGCUAGUAUAAUCGAGUGAGAUAAGUCAGGAGUAAAUUUAGCACUAAUUUAAUUUUACUGUUGAUGAUGCUGUUCUGUCUGCCUUCCAUCUAACCUUCUGUGUAAUGCUUGCCAUUUCCAAGUCGGUGACAUUUUCCAGGUUGAGAACAAGGGUUCUUCAGGUGGCCACGAAGAGGCUGAAUCCUGCCGUGGUGACGCCGGCCAUUACAGUGCUACGCGUGUAAGAGUGCUCAGGGUGCCCAGCAUGUGGCUUGCAGGGCGGGUGGGGAGUCCUGGAUGGUUCUACACAUUGGUUAACGUUUUCUGUGCGUCUUUUCUCCUUUUUGGAGAGGAAAACUACUGGCUUGGGGUUGUGGAAAACUAUUACAAACCUGGACAUCGUAAGCUUUUGAGAGCUAAAUCGCAUUUUACGAUAAUUUCUUGCGUUUGCUACAUUCCUUGGUUGGCAUGUAGCUUCUUCAUGCAUUAAUGAAGCAGAGUGACUUGCUGGUCACUUCAUUUUAAGGCUGCUGCCUAAAGGGGUUGUUUUUCUCUCCCUCUCCCACCAUAAUCUCUGUCCUUCUGAGGUGGGAAUGUGUCCCGGCUGCGCAGCCGCGGCCGCGCCGGGUCUGGGGGAGGGAGGAGGGACGGACGGGCGUCCGGUGGGGACAGGGGAGGGCCUGUCCUGCUCGGCAGCAGGCCCGGGCCGGAUUGGGGCACAUGUAGCAUAGAACUGCUCAUUUUCAAGCUGUCGUUGCAAUGGUAUAAAGCCGUCACACAAUCGGAGCCUGUAAUACUGCAAGCUUUCGUGUAUUUUAGUUUCGUUUUGCUGACUAGGUAGAAUCGCGUAGGACACUUGCACAUCGGGUCUAAAACUUGUUCAAAUACUCUACCGUUUUUGGUUUUUUAAUAAUGCUCGUUUUGUAUGUGUUGCAAUUCAUUUCGUUCCUUUCGUUGUUUUUUCACCUUGUUUAAUUGCUUUGUAAAAGCUGCGGAAAGGGUAGCACGUUCUCCGCUCUAACUCUUCCUCUGUCUGCCUUUUGAGACACCUUUUCAGAAAAAUCUUGUGGCUUGCAAACAUUUGCAAAGAAUAAAAUUCAGUUUGUUUCAAAA